This is a messenger RNA of Sporisorium graminicola, 1002 nucleotides long. RefSeq lists its product as uncharacterized. The transcript has 2 exons. NCBI's taxonomy places the organism in Eukaryota, Fungi, Basidiomycota, Ustilaginomycetes, Ustilaginales, Ustilaginaceae. Bases 1 to 1002 code for a protein of 333 amino acids. The record is from RefSeq and is a predicted model, not a curated record.
AUGAGCUCGUCACAGAAACCUUCCGCUAAGGAGGCGGCACCCCAACGCAUCGAAGACGACGAUGACGAGUGGCAGUCCAUGCCUGUUGAAACCGCGCACGCUUCAUCUACAUCAAUACCUGCCAGUGCCUACUCGAAUCCAUUUGACCUUCCGUACGGCGACGAAGACGAGAAUGAUUCGGACCCAGACGAUCCGCGUAGAUUUCACUCGCUUCCCUCGAAAACCUCAGCCCGCAACCUGCCCAAUCGCUCUGCUAGCGGAUCACACCAUAAGCGUUCCGGUGCCAGGUCCCAGUACCUUACCGACAAUUCGGCCUCUAUCGCGGGCGCAGUCGCUUCUCGCUCCCACAAUGCUGCCACCAAUGCGACGGGGACACAUCUCGACAUUGACGAUGCCAGAGGCUACGACUGGAGGUCCAAACCAGUCAACAAGCAAAACGACGAUGAUGAUCCCGACAGCGACGAGGAGAAGGGCUACACUCAACUCAGACUAGACGAAGAUGAGGAGGCCGAGGAACUCCAUGCCGCCACCUCCUACCUCUUCCAGGAUGGCAAUCGCCACGAUCCGUACGGCGACAAUACCACCGCUACCCCGCUCAACCAGAUGAAGACCACCAAACAGCUCCUCUCAGAAGGUCAGAAGAUCGCCUAUGUCGGUCUUUGCAGCUUGAUAGCCUCCGAAAUGGUCCGUCAAAUUCGCAGAGUCCCGGGUAAGAACCUUGACCCAGCAAGGCAAAGCAUCGAAGGCUGGAAGAUCAAAGUCAUGGCUCGUCUCUAUCAGCAUAUGGAAAUCGAGAGCUCAGAGCAACGCAUGAUUGAAUCCUUGGCAGAGCACGGCGUGCUCGCUACCGACCUCGCUCCCUCUCUCAUCACCACCCAGACCAUCGACAAUCCCGACUUUGACCCAGAAGCACUCAGGGAGAAACAACAAGAGGAGCAAACGAUGACGCUGACCUGGGAGCAAGCCGCCGAGAGCCAUCAACGUCAGCAAACGAGGGAGUGA